CGCUCUGCCGCCCUCCAUUGUCUCCACGGCGGCGAGGAGCGCCGGUGAGCGCUGCCCGGGACCGAGCAGGGUGGCGCGGCUGGCGGGGCCGGCGGCGACUGAAGCGAGAGCGCGACACGACGCGACCGCGGCUUCCCGAGCUGCGCCUGGCCGCCCAGCGCCGCGGCCCGCUCGAGGCCUGGAGAGGUCCGGGCCGCCGUCCAUGGUCGCGGCGUCCUGAGGCGGGGGACGCGCCUGGCGCCCCCGGUCCUCCGCCUCCUCCCGCGGGGCGGGCGGCCUCCUCCGGCGCCUCCCCGCGCCCGCCCGCCGCUCGCCGCCGCGUCCCUCCCUCCUUCCCUGCGGCUCCCCCGGCUUUCGGAGCCCGGGGGCGGCCUGUGGCGCGCGGACCCCGCGCCGGACUGCGCCUCUUUGGACCUUGAGGGGAAACAUGCGUUUGGCUUGGAUCGUUUGAAAUUCUGAGUUUGGGAUCCCCGCCCGCCCGCCUGCCCGCCUCUUCCGCCCCGCGGGUUUUUUCCUUUUUUCUUUUGCUUUUUUUCUUUUCUCCCUCCGGGUCUCCUUUUUGACUCCUUCCCCCUUUAUGCUCGCCCAGCCCUCCCCCCGCUGCUGAGAAGUGGGGGAGGGUCUCGGCCUCCAGGUUCCCGCCCCACCGGGGCCCGGGCGAGCAUGGGGGGCAAGCAGAGCACGGCGGCCCGCUCCCGGGGCCCCUUCCCGGGGGUCUCCACCGAUGACAGCGCGGUGCCGCCGCCGGGAGGGGCGCCCCAUUUCGGGCACUACCGGACGGGCGGCGGGGCCAUGGGGCUGCGCAGCCGCUCGGUCAGCUCGGUGGCAGGCAUGGGCAUGGACCCCAGCACAGCCGGGGGGGUGCCCUUUGGCCUCUACACCCCCGCCUCCCGGGGCACCGGCGACUCUGAGAGGGCGCCCGGCGGCGGAGGGUCCGCGUCCGACUCCACCUAUGCCCAUGGCAAUGGUUACCAGGAGACGGGCGGCAGUCACCAUAGAGACGGGAUGCUGUACCUGGGCUCCCGAGCCUCGCUGGCGGAUGCUCUACCUCUGCACAUCGCACCCAGGUGGUUCAGCUCGCACAGUGGUUUCAAGUGCCCCAUUUGCUCCAAGUCUGUGGCUUCUGAUGAGAUGGAAAUGCACUUUAUAAUGUGUUUGAGCAAACCUCGCCUCUCCUACAACGAUGAUGUGCUGACUAAAGAUGCGGGUGAGUGUGUGAUCUGCCUGGAGGAGCUGCUGCAGGGUGACACGAUAGCCAGGCUGCCCUGCCUGUGCAUCUAUCACAAAAGCUGCAUAGACUCGUGGUUUGAAGUGAACAGAUCUUGUCCGGAACACCCUGCGGACUGACCUUCGGGCUUGCUUGCUGACUCCUCUCAAAGGGACAGAGAGCCCCUGCUCCAGGGAGGAGGCUCACCGGACCCUGGGGCAGAGCUGAGCUUGGGACACCAGCGGGAACAGGGCACCCCUUCUGCACUGACUUCCAGAUCAUGGUUCUCCCUUCCUCCCUGAGGACACCAAAUUGGAUGAGAGCAAGUUUGAGAGAAGAAUGAAUCAACUGCUAUCCUUCCCCUCACCCUUCAGCCCAGGAGGGAAAGGGCAUUUUCUUUUUCAUCUUUGAAAGGCAUUGUGGGUCUGUCUUUAAAGUGUUUACAAAAAAAAAAAAUUAUAUAAAAAAAGUCUAGUGUCGACUGGUGUUUUCCCUCGUGAUGUUUACAGCUUGCUGUUUGCUGCCCAGCCAUAACCCACUCAGUGACAGACGAACACAGCCAAGCCCUCGCCGCCAGCCUUCUGAUGGUGGGCGAGCACACAGUCUCUUCCCCUGCCCCAACUGGCCCUCUCCACCACCAACUUCUCUACUUUGGGUUUGGUUUUUUUUCUUCUAUUUUUCUGGCUUGGUUUUUUGCUCUUUUCUCCCCUUGAGACCCUAAUAUCUUGACUUCAUUGCCAAAAAACAACCCAUCGAGAACUUUCUUCCCACUGAUCCCAUCUCUUUUCCCUUCUUUCCUCCUGGUUCCGGUCAGUUCAGAGGAUUUAACAAUCACAAGUGUCCUGCAAAAAUGCCUGAACAUUAUUCUUAGGCCCUUGUGGAUUUUUUUUUCCAGAAAACUUAAACAAAAAAAGACUAAGAAAUAUGUACAGCUACCCCUGUUUUCAGGCACUAUGUUUGAGAACAUCUUAGCCAUUGAUGUUCACACGUGGCAUCAGCCCAUGCAAGAUAGGUUUCUGUAUUUAUAUAUUAAAUACAAAAAAACUUAUAAAAUGUUUAAAAAAAUGUUCAAAGCUUGGGAGAAAAGCUUUCUUCAUUAGUCAAGGUGUUUUGAUAUGGUAUUAAAAUGUCUAAUAAAAGAUACAGUGUGUGAUUUUAUUUUAAUGAGGUGUUGUUAUACAAUCAAGAAAUGGGGGCAAGGGCCUGCCCCCCAAUCCCUCACCUACCUCCUUAGCAUUCCUUCAGGCUGCUGCUCAGGGCUCCAGGUGUGUGAAUUGGUCCUCAGACAGGCCUGGGUGGAGGGAGAGUGGCAAGUCAGGCGUGCCUCCUACAAGCUUCCUAACCUCUUAAGCAUCGUGGAACCAGUCAGCCCUCUGUGGAGUCAUUGUGCCGGACCUCUGAAAAGAUCUGCAGGGGCCAAGAUGUUGCAGCCACUGGAGGCUGCAAGGAUGUGGGUUCUUCCAGGUGUGGGCCCAGCCCCCCUCCUUCCAGCCUCUGCUCCCCAUCCCACGUUCCACUCGCCCUGCCUGUUGUUCAGUUUGCAUCUCAGUGCUGACUCAUGGGCGUGCUUCAUUGAGGCCCAGGAAGAGGCCCUGGUUUGGGGCUGUGCCAGUUCAGAGCCCUUGAACCAGAACCAACUGCUCAGGCUCACAAAAGUUGGCAAAAUGCAGGCUGGGCGGGCAGCUCAGGGCAGGGAGCAGCAGUGCAGGCCUGGCCUGUGUCCCCAUGCCCAGCGGGCUCCCGGAGCAGCGUUCCAGAGCCUCCUGCAGAGCCAGCGAAGGAAAAAGCUGUGGAGGGAUACAACUCCACCGCCUCUCUGCUCUGACCCUUCUCAGGCCCACCUGAUGUCUGGACCACCCCCCUGCUGCCACAGCCCCUGGCUCCGCAGUCACCCUCCAUCAGAUACUUCCAGAGGCACCUACUGUGUGCAAGGGCAUUCACAGCAGGCCAGUGGGCAAACGUGAGCCAGGGCCAGCGGAGAAACACUAAAGAAGACUCGGUGGUUCAGAGCCUGGGUCUCAGCGCGGGACCCGUCUGGGGUGAAGACCUUGGGGCUGUUGUGAGUCGACGGCAGGAACGUGGGCUCUAGACUGUGCAUUCAGGCUCUCCUACUUGGCAGAAUGAUCUUGGGGAAACGACUUCAUCUGAACUUCAGAUUUUUCACAUGUGAAGUGGGGACAAAACCAUGCAGCUCAGAGGUCCAUGUGGGGGCCGGGGGAGCUGCCCUGCAGGUCCUGGCACAUGCACAGCAGGCUCCCCAUAGCUUUGUCACCACAAAGGGCACUGUUCUAUUCACAGCACCUCCUGCUUCUGCCUGGCAACUGUGUCUCCCUGUGCUAUAUUUAAUUCCACCAGCAAAGAUGGCAAGGCAGGGCCCAGCCCUGAAGGAGAUCUCCUUGCCUGAGCCCUGGAUCUGGAAACGGAGGCUUCAUGUGCCCACCUUGGCGGCUUAAGCCUGCUGCUUGGGCAGUGCCAUGGGUGAGCCGAGCAGCUGUGAGUUGGGUGGGGCAGGGCUGUAGCCCACGCCGGGUGCUAUUCCAGGCUCCAGGGGCUGGUGCUCAUCCCCACCCCCAGCGACUUCAGUCCUACCUGGCACGCUGCAGCCCUCUGCCGGCUGCGGGGGCCUCUGAAUUCAGACCCAGGUUGCCUGCUUUUGGUGUGGGGGUGGGACUGGGGCUGUCUGAGCUUCCCAGGUGGAGCUCAUGUUUGUGAUCCUCUCUCCAGACAGCUCUCCAGAAUCCUGUGUUGCCCCUGUUCUGCCUUUCUGGGAUGGGAGAGAACGUGAGGGAGCCGGCGAGCAGGUUCUACCCACUCUGCUAAGGGCCUAGCACACUUUGAUGAGGUUCCUAGAUAUGAGCCCCUCACAAAGACCAACCAUUCCUCUUAACAGCCAUUUAAAGGUACUGACGUUCAUGGGAAAAUGUCCUCAUUCUUAGGAGAUAGAUGCUGAAUUACAUAGGUGAAUGUCUUCAAGAAAUGUGUUUAAUUCCAAAUGGUUCCCCCCAAAAUACACAAAGCAAAUAAGGCCAAAACGUUCAUUGUUGAAUCUGCAGUGGCUGGUAUUUCAGUGAACAGUGUACUUGUUCUUUCAACUUUUCUGUAUGUUUGGAAUUUUUCUUAAUAAAAGAUUGUGGGAAAUGGUCA
This is a messenger RNA of Rhinopithecus roxellana (golden snub-nosed monkey), 4351 nucleotides long. RefSeq names its product zinc and ring finger 1 (gene ZNRF1). NCBI's taxonomy places the organism in Eukaryota, Metazoa, Chordata, Mammalia, Primates, Cercopithecidae. The record is from RefSeq and is a predicted model, not a curated record. The transcript has 5 exons. Bases 664 to 1347 code for a protein of 227 amino acids.